This is a messenger RNA of Oncorhynchus masou masou (cherry salmon), 5375 nucleotides long. Its product is annotated as interferon regulatory factor 2-binding protein 1-like. The transcript has 2 exons. Bases 261 to 2162 code for a protein of 633 amino acids. Gene Ontology annotation, molecular function: transcription corepressor activity. Gene Ontology annotation, biological process: regulation of transcription by RNA polymerase II. The record is from RefSeq and is a predicted model, not a curated record. Gene Ontology annotation, cellular component: nucleus. Lineage: Eukaryota; Metazoa; Chordata; Actinopteri; Salmoniformes; Salmonidae.
AUCCCAGAAUGCAUCAUUAUCACGGAGUUGUGUAAGUUCCAGCAAAGACAGUCUUCUAGUAGAAACACUUCAUGGGCGCAGGCGACCGAAAGGGGGUAAACACUAUUUUUUGUGUGUUUAUUACAAAAAAAAGUGUAUCAUAUAUAUUUUUGGGGGUAUUUGAGAAGUAACAGAAGCGGCGAUUGUUCCUUAACUAUUGAAAGCUAAAUCUGUUUAACCAGGACCUCAGAAAGCCAGAAAGAUAAGAGGGCCUAUCAAAUAUGUCCUCCUCCCAGUCGUCUUCAAGGCGGCAGUGGUGCUGUUACCUUUGCGAUUUGCCUAAGAUGCCAUGGGCUAUGAUCUGGGACUUUAGCGAGACUGUCUGCCGAGGCUGUGUGAAUUAUGAAGGGGCAGACCGUAUUGAAUUCCUCAUAGAGACGGCCAGGCAUUUGAAAAUAACUCAUGGUAUGCAGGGUGACAGGUCCCCGGGUCCACAGCCCACCAAACAUGGCCCAGGUGGAAGAGAUGGACCUAUGGAGGGUGGUAGGCCACCUCCUGAACGCUUUGAAAGGGGUAGAGGGGACUACGGAGCCCCAGCACGGCUCCCCAACGGUCUGCACAGAAUCGAUGACGGGGGCCCACAACAAGAUGUCAGUGGACAGAGCCCUAACAACACCAGACGACCCAUGGUGUGUACCGUUCCACCCAAUUUAAUGACACAAGGCCUUGUGGGGGUUCCGCACGGGUUGCUAGCAGCUGUGCCCGGUUUAAAUACCAGAGUCGGGGGAACCCCCCUCACCCUCUCUGCCCCCAUGCUGAACGAGAUCACCAAGAGGCAGCUGAGCAUGGGCAUGGGUGUGGCCUCCUUCCUGAGCCCUGAGUUUGAGAAGGAGCUGAGGGAGAAGCAGAGGAACGCAGAGGCUCUGGCCGAGCUGUCAGAGAGUGUACGGAACCGAGCAGAUGACUGGGCCGGCCGACCCAAGGCUGUACGAGGGGCCCUGCUCACCCUCUCCGGCUGCACCCCCUUCAAUGUGCGCUUCAAGAAGGACCACAGCCUGGUGGGGCGGAUCUUUGCCUUCGAUGCCAAGCUGACGCUGGACUUUGAGCUGAAAAUCUUUGCAGAGUACCCGUGCGGCUCGGGGUAUAUGUUCUCCAGCUUGGCGGCGCUGGUCAAGCAGAUGUUCCACGACAGCCAGAAAGACUCUGGGAACAAGGUGAUCAACUUGGGCCUGAAGUAUGUGGAGUACGAGAAAAGGCAUGGCGCGGGGGACUGGCGACUGCUCUCUGAGCUGCUGAGUGAUUCGGUACGGGCCUUUAAGGACACCCCCGGCCCUGACGUUCUCCCCCAGCCCUACCUGGACACCAGCUGCUCCAUGCUGCCCACAGCGCUGUGUCACAUGGCCCGCUCGGCACCACCAGCCCGCGUGCGCCGGAGGAAGGCUUCCCCAGAGCUCCAGGGUGGAGAGGUAGUGACCACAGAGGAGCAGCUCCGGCAGCACUGGCCCAUGGGGAUGUACCCGGGCAUGGCUAUCCACCUAGCUGCCUCCUCCCUACCCAGCACCAGCCAGCCACCUCCUCACCAGGAGGGUUCGGCCUCCCACUCCCACAGCAGCGACCCCUCCCCCAUCACAGCACUGAUGAGCGUGGCUGACAACGCGGGUGCAGCCGCUGGCCAGUCACCCAGAGAAGCCCCUAGCAGCAGCAGCAGUAGUGGUGGUGGAGGCCUGGGCCACUCCUCCUUGGCAGUGAGACAAAGCAGCAGCAGCCCCAUGGCAGCCUGCCCUGCGGGGCAGCAGCGCCACCUGGCCUCCAGGAACGGGGAACCCCAGGGAGCUAGCAACUCUACAGGGGGCACCACGGCAGCUCUCCCCCUGGCUGGGGCCUCGGACCAGGGAGCAGGGGACCCCUCCGGCUCCUCUGGUCCCCCUCUCUCCUGCACCAUCUGCCACGAGCGCUUGGAGGAUACUCACUUUGUCCAGUGCCCUUCUGUUGCGGCCCAUAAAUUCUGCUUCCCUUGCACCAGAGACUUUAUCCGGAGCCAGGGGGCCGGCAGCGAGAUGUUUUGCCCCAGUGGAGAGAGGUGUCCCCUGGUAGGCUCCAACGUGCCCUGGGCCUUCAUGCAGGGAGAGGUCACUACCAUCCUGGCUGGAGACGUCAAGGUGAAGAAGGAGCGCGACCCCUAAAUCCUCUGGGACACCUGACUAAGGCUGUUGACGCCUGAGUGGAGCAGCAGCCUGGUGCCUGCAGAUAACGACAAUCUCAACAGGUUCUCGCCACUUCACAGCCAAUCACCACGGCAAUCCACCAGGUUUCCCCACAUCACAGCCAAUCACCACGGCAAUCCACCAGGUUUCCCCACCCCACAGCCAAUCACCACGGCAAUCCACCAGGUUUUCCCCACCUCACAGCCAAUCACCACGGCAAUCCACCAGGUUUUCCCCACCUCACAGCUAACCAACAUGACAAUCCACCAGGUUCUCCCCACCUCGCAGCCAAUCAUCAUACACCUCUACCUCCAUGGGGCAGGCCUUACACUACCACACCACUGUCUGGUUGGAUAGAGGGUGACCAUACCCCCAGCCCUUGCUCACCUAUAAUACCUAAUUCACCCCUUUGUCCCUCAAACAUCAACUUAUUAGUAUUAGUCACUGACUUAAUAAACCAGUGGACCAUGGUUGGGAAGUAUGCACUUCAUCUAGGGCUUCCGAGUGGCGCAGCGGUCUAAGGCACUGCAUCUCCGUGCUAGAGUCAUUACUACAAACCCUGGUUCGAUUCCAUGCUGUAUCACAAUCGGCCGAUUGGGAGUCCCAUAGGGCGGCGCACAAUUGGCCCAGCGUCGUCCGGGUUUGGCCAGGGUAGGCCGUCAUUGUAAAAUAAGAAUUUGUUCUUAACUGACUUGCCUAGUUAAAUAAAGGUUAAAUAAAAUAAAUCUGUCCUGUUUAUAGUUGAUUUUAGGUCUGUUUUCUGUUUCAUGGAACAUCUUUCUAAUAGAUAUCUGAGUGGCAUUGAGAAAGACUGAUGACUUCCCUAAACGUUCCAGCAACGUAUAGACUUGGACUGUUCCUCUUGUGACCGUUUUUUGGGAGUUUGUUUUGCAUCACAUUUGCCCUUUACGUAAAACUGACUUUUUACUGUCACGGAGCUAUUUGUUUGCUCUUUGCUGAAACCUCAAACCAGCAGUUAAUGUAUGUCGCCAUCGAUUUAUAAGACAGAAACAGGGACUUUCAGUGCUACGCGAUACAAUGAGAUGGCUUUCACAGUGCCCAACAAAGAUGCUUUAUCCAGCAUGUAAGAAGUGGGAUGAUACCUCUCUAUUUUAUACUGAAUGUAAGACAAUCUCUCUCGAUGGUAAUAGAUGUGCAAUUUAUAGUUUUGUUACAAUACUGCUUGUGUAGCCUAUACACGUGCAUAGAAACCAAAGAUAGAUUCAUGUUAAAGUAGAUUUACAGUGCCUAUAGAAAUUCUACACCCCCUUAAACUUUCUUCACAUUUUGUUGUUACAAAGUAGGAUUGAAAAAGAUUUCAUUGUAAAAAUGGAUCAACACAAAAUACAUUUUGAAAAUGUUUUACAAAUGAAAUAACAAAAAUAUAGUUGUUGCAUAAUUAUUCACCUUUAUUUAGGCGAGUCUAAAUGAAUUCACCUUUCAGAAGGACAAUAACCUACAACACAAAGUCAAAUCUAAACUGGAGUUGUUAACCAAGAAGACAGUGAAUGUUCCUGAGUGGCCAAUUUGCAGUUUUGACUUAAAUCUGCUUGAAAAUCUAUGGCAAGACUUGAAAAUGGCUGUCUAGCCAUGAUCCCAAACACCUUGACAGAGUUUAAAGAAUAAUGGGCAAAUAUUCCACAAUACAUGUGUGCAAAGCUCUUUUGAGACUUACUCAAGAGACUCAUAACCGCUACCAAAGGUGAUUCUAAACAUGUAUUGACUCAGGGGGGUGAAUACUUAUCCAAUCAAGGUAUAUUAGUGUUUGAUUUUUAAUUUGUCUUAAAAAUAAUAAUAAUAAUAUACUUUGACAUUAUAUUACAGUAUUUUGUGUAGAUUGUUGGGAAAAAAAGUUAAUCCAACUUUGUAAUGCACAAGGGGGUUGUAGACUUUCUGUAAUCUUACUAGUUUUGUGUUAAAUGGCUUUAUUAUUUCAAUAUGUGCCAGGGAAAUAGUGGGUGAAAUGGUUCUUAGGAUAGUUAUAGGUUAUCUGUUAACUGAAGUUGUAGAGGGUGUAGAGAUUAAACUAAUAUUGUGUACUUGAUGUUUAAUUUAAAGGAAUUUAACUAUGUAAAGUCAAAGGUUUUUUUCUAUAUUGACUGAGAUUCAAGUUUUUCACGUGAUCAUCUUGAUUAUUUUUUUAAAAGUUCUAUAAAAUCCCUGUUUUAUGCUCUGUUUUACCAAUGAACUUAACUCUUUGAAUUGUUUAAAAGAUAAUAUAUACAUGUAUAUCAAAAUACUUCUCUGUCAGGUUUUCCUUAACCUUUUAUGUUCGUCACCAAAAUUAAUAUAUUAAUUGAAAUAUCAAUUUGCAAAGCUGGGGCCAAUCAAUAUCCUACCAUGUGCAUGUGUAAAUAUGAAAUUGAAUGAGGACAAGACAUCAAGCCAUUGCUGAUCACAUUGGCAUGAAUGUAUACUGUACACUAGUAGCUGAAAGUGCAUGUAGUACCAAAAUUAGGCCUCUUAGUUAUCUAAAAUACGGUAAGUCUAAUGUAGCCCUCACAACAAAAAUGAAUUUCCUACAAAAGCACUGAUAUGUUCAUCCAACUUUCCUCAAGUGAUUGGGAGUCCCAUAGGGCAGCGCACAAUUGGCCCAGUGUUGGCCCGAGGUAGGCCGUCAUUGUAAAUAAGAAUUUGUUCAUAACUGACUUGCCUAGCUUAAUUUAAAAAAUACAUUAUGAAAAGGUGCAUUUAAUGGCAUCCUCUGUCUGAAAGCACUUGUAAAAAUUUUUUUUUUUAAAUCAUACAAAAUAGGAGUAUUUUGUAUUUGGCCCCUAAAUUUGGAAAGAUUGUCUUGGAUUGAUUGUCUUGCCUUUCUAUUAUUAUGGUCCUGUCUGCCAUGGACUCCUGUUGAGUUGCUAAUCUCAACACAGUUCAAGGUUAAAGCUUGUAUUCCAACUCUAUUUCUACUUGACACUAGCCUAUUUCUGCCCUUAUUUUUUUGUUAUUUAAAAAAAAAUAUAUAUAUAUCCUUGAAUGGAAACCUACUCUGGGCGGCAGGUAGCCUAGUGGUUAGAGCGUUGGGCCAGUAACUGCAGGUUGCUAGAUCGAAUCCCUGAACUGACAUGGUAAAAAUCUGUUGUUCUGCCCCUGAACGAGGCAGUUAACGCACUGUUUCUAGGCUGUCAUUGUAAAUGAGAAUUUGUUCUUAACUGACUUGUCUAGUUAAAUAAAAUAAGAUAAAACCCUGAA